UCAAGUCAGCCAUGUGGCUCUCAACUUCCUCAUCUGUAACAUAAAAGGAUUAGAGUAGACAAUCUCUAACAAAUGCUAUAAUACCACUGACAAAUAAUAAUAUUAGCUAAUAUGUGUAAGGCACUGUGUUUAGUGCUUUUUCCCUUAAUACAAUAGCUUUGAGAUAUAAUUUAUAUACCAUACAAUUUACUUCUUAAAAAAGUACACAAUUCAGUAAUUUUAGUAGAUAGGAGUAACCAUCACCACAGUCAAUUCUAGAAUAUUUUUAUACAUCAGAAGAAACCCUUUACCCAUUAUCAAUUACUUUCCAUUCCUCCUAACUCCCUCCCAGCCCUAGGCAACUACUAGUCUACUUUCUGUCUUUAUUCGCCUCUUCUGGACAUUUCAUACAAAUGGAAACAUGCAGCAUGUAGUAAUUUAUGACAGCUUCUUUCACUUAGCAUGAGGUUUUCAAAGUUCAUUGAUGUGGUAGCAUUUAUCAGUACUCUGUGCCUUUUUAUGGCUGAAUAAUAUUUUAUCAUAUGGAUUUACCACAUUUUAUCAUUUUAUUUAUCCAUCAUCAGUUGAUUGACAUUUGAGUUGCUUCUACUUUUUGAGUAUUAUCAAUAAUUCUGUUAUGAACAUUCUUGUAUAAUUUUUUGGUAGACAUUUAUCUUCAUAUUUCUUGGAUAUAUACCUAGGAGCAGAAUUGCUGCGUCAGAUGGUAAUGCUGUUUAACCUUUUCAGGAACUGUCAGACUGUUCUCAAGUGGGUACAUUACUUUACAUUCCAACCAGCAGUGUAUGAGAAUUCCAGUUUCUCCACAUCCUCAUCAACAGUUGUUAUUGUCUGUCUUUUUUAUUAUAUUCAUCUGUAAUGUGAAGUGUUUAUCUCAUUGUGGUUUUGAUUUACAUUUCCCUGAUGGUUGAUGAUUUUCAACAUCUUUUCAUAUACUUAUUAGUCAUUAUGUAUCUUCUUUGGAGAUUGUCUGUUCAGAUCCUUUACCUACUUUAUAAUUGGUUUAUCUUUUUAAUAUUGAACUGUAAUAGCUUUUAAAAAAUAUAUCCUAAAUACAAGUCUCUUAUCAGAUAAUAUGAUUUGCAGAUAUUUUCUGUCAUUCUAUGUACUGUCUUUUCACAUUCUUGAUGAUAUACUUUUCAGCCCAAAUGUUUUUAACUUGAUGGAAUACAAUUUAUUUUUUCUUUUGUUGCCUGUGCUUUCAGUCAUAUUUGUGAAAACUUUGCUUAUCCCACAUUACAAAGAUUUACUAUUUCUAAGUGAUUUAUAAUUUUACCACCUACCUUUAGGUCUCUGAUCCAUUUUGAGUUAAUUUUUAUGUGCGAGGAGGGAGUCUAACUUGAUUCUUUUACAUGUGGAUAUUUAGUUGUCCCAGGACCAUUUGUUGAAUUAAGUGCCCAGAACAAGUACAUCGAUAUAUAGAGAAAGUAGAUUAGUGGUUGUCAGAGACUGCAAGAAGGGGGGAAUUGGAGAGUGACUGCCCAUAGGUACAGGCAUGCUUUUUGGCAUUAUGAAAAUAUUCUGGAAUUAGGUAGUGGUGAUGGUUGCAGAACUUUUGGAAUAUGGUAAAAGAUACUGAAAUAUAUGCUUAAAAAUGGUGAUUUUUGUGAUAUAUGAGUUAUACUAUAGAAAUAAUAAUAACAGUAAUAAAGCAAGGUGUCUUUCCACAUCUCCAUGCCUUGUAUUUUCAUUUAAAAAAAAAAAUGCAUUUCAGGGCCAGGCUCAGUGGUUUACUCCUGUAAUCCCAGCACUUUUGGAGGCCUAAGUGGGAGGAUCGCUUGAGGCCAGAAGUUCAAAACCAGCCUGAGCAACAUAGCAAGACCUUGUCUCCAUGAAAAAUAAAAAAUUAGCCAGAAAUGGUGAUGUGUGCCUAGAGUUCCAAUUACUUGGAAAGCUGAGGCAGGAGGAUCGCUUGAGCCUUAGGAGUUCAAGGUUGCAGUGAUCUAUAAUCACCACUGCACUCCAGCCUGGGUGACAGAACAAGACCCUGUCUCAAAAAAAAAAAAAAAAAAAAAAAAGGCAUCUCACUUUAAUAGUAAGAGGCCAGAAUAUGAUGCUGGCAGCAUGUUGUGAGGAAAUGUAUUAGAUGAAAGAAGUUAAAUUCCAGUUCUCCUUUUUUCAGAAAUGAGGUAUAGGGGAGAGAAACACGUACUUGGAAAGGAUUGACCCAGCUGAAUUGGAAAAUGUGGGAAGGGGAUGGGGAAGAGGCUGCUCCACCUGAGAUCUGGCUCCAGGACUUACAGCAAGGGGAACUUGGGCAAGUUACAGACUAUGCCUCAGUUUCUUCAUCAGCAAAACAGAAUCAUCCCAUAAACUAUAAGGUCGAUGGUAUCAGUGGGUCCCCAAACUGACUGCACAUCUGAGUCAUGUUAACAAACACAUUCUAGGCCCCACCUGAGCCCUCUGAAUCAGAAUCCCUGCAAGGAGGAUGAUGAACUUGAAUUUGCACUGACUUUCCCAGCUGUUUCUUACUCUGAUCAACUUGGGGGUAGGACCCAUUGAGCUGCAUCACAUCAUUCCAAAGCCAAAACACAACAGCAGGACAAGAAUAUUUUCAAGGCAGUCUCUAAAGCAGAGGAGAAACUGUUGAGGGAACCUAGAAGUAAAGGAGAUCUGGCUUGCUGGGCUCCAUUUGAACUUUGAGUACAACAGAGACAUGAGCCCUUUGGGACACAUGCCUGAGGUAGUGACAGUCCAACUUUGGAAGAGUGGAAGCCCUAGUUUCAAAUUCAAGCAUGCUUUGAGUAGAAAUUAAGUUUACCUCUUUUUUCACAGCAACAUGGCCAAUCUUUCCUAAGCUGCUCAGCUUACAAGAAAAGGAAUCAUACUGCUAAGAAUUCAAACUUCAGCAGUCAUAGGGAGCCUUGGGAGGACCCCGAAUCACUGAUGGAAUUGGGCAGUGCAUGGAGAUGGCUCAGCACGACGAAGUCCCUGGCCCCACGUCUUCUGCCACAAACGUCAGCAUGGUGGUAUCAGCCGGCCCUUUGUCCAGCGAGAAGGCAGAGAUGAACAUUCUAGAAAUCAAGGAGAAAUUGCGCCCCCAGCUGGCAGAGAAGAAACAGCAGUUCAGAAGCCUCCAAGAGAAAUGUUUUGUAACUCAACUGGCCGGCUUCCUGGCCAACGGACAGAAGAAAUACAAAUAUGAAGAGUGCGAAGACCUCAUAAAAUCUAUGCUGAGGAAUGAGCGACGACAGUUCAAGGAGGAGAAGCUUGCGGAGCAGCUCAAGCAAGCUGAGGAGCUCAGGCAAUAUAAAGUCCUGGUUCACUCUCAGGAACGAGAGCUGACCCAGUUAAAGGAGAAGUUACGGGAAGGGAGAGAUGCCUCCCGCUCAUUGAAUGAGCAUCUCCAGGCCCUCCUCACUCCGGAUGAGCCGGACAAGUCCCAGGGGCAGGACCUCCAAGAACAGCUGGCUGAGGGGUGUAGACUGGCACAGCAACUUGUCCAAAAGCUCAGCCCAGAAAAUGACGAAGAUGUUCAAGUUGAGGAGGCUGAGAAAGUGCAGAAAUCAUCUCCCCCCAGGGAGGUGCAGAAGGCUGAAGAGAGCAAAGUCCCUGAGGACUCACUGGAGGAAUGUGCCAUCACUUGUUCAAAUAGCCACGGCCCUUGUGACUCCAACCAGCCUCACAAGAACAUCAAAAUCACAUUUGAGGAAGACGAAGUCAACUCAACUCUGGUUGUAGACAGAGAAUCCUCUCAUGAUGAAUGUCAGGAUGCUCUAAACAUUCUCCCAGUCCCUGGCCCCACCUCUUCUGCCACAAACGUCAGCAUGGUGGUAUCAGCCGGCCCUUUGUCCAGCAAGAAGGCAGAGAUGAACAUUCUAGAAAUCAAGGAGAAAUUGCGCCCCCAGCUGGCAGAGAAGAAACAGCAGUUCAGAAGCCUCCAAGAGAAAUGUUUUGUAACUCAACUGGCCGGCUUCCUGGCCAACGGACAGAAGAAAUACAAAUAUGAAGAGUGCGAAGACCUCAUAAAAUCUAUGCUGAGGAAUGAGCGACGACAGUUCAAGGAGGAGAAGCUUGCGGAGCAGCUCAAGCAAGCUGAGGAGCUCAGGCAAUAUAAAGUCCUGGUUCACUCUCAGGAACGAGAGCUGACCCAGUUAAAGGAGAAGUUACGGGAAGGGAGAGAUGCCUCCCGCUCAUUGAAUGAGCAUCUCCAGGCCCUCCUCACUCCGGAUGAGCCGGACAAGUCCCAGGGGCAGGACCUCCAAGAACAGCUGGCUGAGGGGUGUAGACUGGCACAGCAACUUGUCCAAAAGCUCAGCCCAGAAAAUGACAACGAUGACGAUGAAGAUGUUCAAGUUGAGGUGGCUGAGAAAGUGCAGAAAUCGUCUGCCCCCAGGGAGAUGCAGAAGGCUGAAGAAAAGGAAGUCCCUGAGGACUCACUGGAGGAAUGUGCCAUCACUUGUUCAAAUAGCCAUGGCCCUUAUGACUCCAACCAGCCACAUAGGAAAACCAAAAUCACAUUUGAGGAAGACAAAGUCGACUCAACUCUCGUUGGCUCAUCCUCUCAUGUUGAAUGGGAGGAUGCUGUACACAUUAUUCCAGAAAAUGAAAGUGAUGAUGAGGAAGAGGAAGAAAAAGGGCCAGUGUCUUCCAGGAAUCUGCAGGAGUCUGAAGAGGAGGAAGUCCCCCUGGAGUCCUGGGAUGAAGGUUAUUCGACUCUCUCAAUUCCUCCUGAAAUGUUGGCCUCGUACCAGUCUUACAGCAGCACAUUUCACUCAUUAGAGGAACAGCAAGUCUGCAUGGUUGUUGACAUAGGCAGACAUCGGUGGGAUCAAGUGAAAAAGGAGGACCAAGAGGCAACAGGUCCCAGACUCAGCAGAGAGCUGCUGGAUGAGAAAGAGCCUGAAGUCUUGCAGGACUUGCUGGAUAGAUGUUAUUCAACUCCUUCAGGUUAUCUUGGACUGACUGACUCAUGCCAGCCCUACAGAAGUGCCUUUUACGUAUUGGAGCAACAGCGUGUUGGCUUGGCUGUUGACAUGGAUGAAAUUGAAAAGUACCAAGAAGUGGAAGAAGAGCAAGACCCAUCAUGCCCCAGGCUCAGCAGGGAGCUGCUGGAUGAGAAAGGGCCUGAAGUCUUGCAGGACUCACUGGAUAGAUGUUAUUCGACUCCUUCAGGUUAUCUUGAACUGCCUGACUUAGGCCAGCCCUACAGCAGUGCUGUUUUCUCAUUGGAGGAACAGUACCUUGGCUUGGCUCUUGACGUGGACAGAAUUAAAAAGGACCAAGAAGAGGAAGAAGACCAAGGCCCAUCAUGCCCCAGGCUCAGCAGGGAGCUGCUGGAGGUAGUAGAGCCUGAAGUCUUGCAGGACUCACUGGAUAGAUGUUAUUCAACUCCUUCCAGUUGUGUUGAACAGCCUGACUCCUGCCAGCCCUAUGGAAGUUCCUUUUAUGCAUUGGAGGAAAAACAUGUUGGCUUUUCUCUUGACGUGGGAGAAAUUGAAAAGAAGGAGAAGGGGAAGAAAAGAAGGGGAAGAAGAUCAAAGAAGAAAAGAAGAAGGGGAAGAAAAGAAGGGGAAGAAGAUCAAAACCCACCAUGCCCCAGGCUCAGCAGGGAGCUGCUGGAUGAGAAAGAGCCUGAAGUCUUGCGGGACUCACUGGAUAGAUGUUAUUCAACUCCUUCAGGUUAUCUUGGACUGACUGACUCAUGCCAGCCCUACAGAAGUGCCUUUUACGUAUUGGAGCAACAGCGUGUUGGCUUGGCUGUUGACAUGGAUGAAAUUGAAAAGUACCAAGAAGUGGAAGAAGAGCAAGACCCAUCAUGCCCCAGGCUCAGCAGGGAGCUGCUGGAUGAGAAAGGGCCUGAAGUCUUGCAGGACUCACUGGAUAGAUGUUAUUCGACUCCUUCAGGUUAUCUUGAACUGCCUGACUUAGGCCAGCCCUACAGCAGUGCUGUUUUCUCAUUGGAGGAACAGUACCUUGGCUUGGCUCUUGACGUGGACAGAAUUAAAAAGGACCAAGAAGAGGAAGAAGACCAAGGCCCAUCAUGCCCCAGGCUCAGCAGGGAGCUGCUGGAGGUAGUAGAGCCUGAAGUCUUGCAGGACUCACUGGAUAGAUGUUAUUCAACUCCUUCCAGUUGUGUUGAACAGCCUGACUCCUGCCAGCCCUAUGGAAGUUCCUUUUAUGCAUUGGAGGAAAAACAUGUUGGCUUUUCUCUUGACGUGGGAGAAAUUGAAAAGAAGGAGAAGGGGAAGAAAAGAAGGGGAAGAAGAUCAAAGAAGAAAAGAAGAAGGGGAAGAAAAGAAGGGGAAGAAGAUCAAAACCCACCAUGCCCCAGGCUCAGCAGGGAGCUGCUGGAUGAGAAAGAGCCUGAAGUCUUGCGGGACUCACUGGAUAGAUGUUAUUCAACUCCUUCAGGUUAUCUUGGACUGACUGACUCAUGCCAGCCCUACAGAAGUGCCUUUUACGUAUUGGAGCAACAGCGUGUUGGCUUGGCUGUUGACAUGGAUGAAAUUGAAAAGUACCAAGAAGUGGAAGAAGAGCAAGACCCAUCAUGCCCCAGGCUCAGCAGGGAGCUGCUGGAUGAGAAAGGGCCUGAAGUCUUGCAGGACUCACUGGAUAGAUGUUAUUCGACUCCUUCAGGUUAUCUUGAACUGCCUGACUUAGGCCAGCCCUACAGCAGUGCUGUUUUCUCAUUGGAGGAACAGUACCUUGGCUUGGCUCUUGACGUGGACAGAAUUAAAAAGGACCAAGAAGAGGAAGAAGACCAAGGCCCAUCAUGCCCCAGGCUCAGCAGGGAGCUGCUGGAGGUAGUAGAGCCUGAAGUCUUGCAGGACUCACUGGAUAGAUGUUAUUCAACUCCUUCCAGUUGUGUUGAACAGCCUGACUCCUGCCAGCCCUAUGGAAGUUCCUUUUAUGCAUUGGAGGAAAAACAUGUUGGCUUUUCUCUUGACGUGGGAGAAAUUGAAAAGAAGGAGAAGGGGAAGAAAAGAAGGGGAAGAAGAUCAAAGAAGAAAAGAAGAAGGGGAAGAAAAGAAGGGGAAGAAGAUCAAAACCCACCAUGCCCCAGGCUCAGCAGGGAGCUGCUGGAUGAGAAAGAGCCUGAAGUCUUGCGGGACUCACUGGAUAGAUGUUAUUCAACUCCUUCAGGUUAUCUUGGACUGACUGACUCAUGCCAGCCCUACAGAAGUGCCUUUUAUGUAUUGGAGCAACAGCGUGUUGGCUUGGCUGUUGACAUGGAUGAAAUUGAAAAGUACCAAGAAGUGGAAGAAGAGCAAGACCCAUCAUGCCCCAGGCUCAGCAGGGAGCUGCUGGAUGAGAAAGGGCCUGAAGUCUUGCAGGACUCACUGGAUAGAUGUUAUUCGACUCCUUCAGGUUAUCUUGAACUGCCUGACUUAGGCCAGCCCUACAGCAGUGCUGUUUUCUCAUUGGAGGAACAGUACCUUGGCUUGGCUCUUGACGUGGACAGAAUUAAAAAGGACCAAGAAGAGGAAGAAGACCAAGGCCCAUCAUGCCCCAGGCUCAGCAGGGAGCUGCUGGAGGUAGUAGAGCCUGAAGUCUUGCAGGACUCACUGGAUAGAUGUUAUUCAACUCCUUCCAGUUGUGUUGAACAGCCUGACUCCUGCCAGCCCUAUGGAAGUUCCUUUUAUGCAUUGGAGGAAAAACAUGUUGGCUUUUCUCUUGACGUGGGAGAAAUUGAAAAGAAGGAGAAGGGGAAGAAAAGAAGGGGAAGAAGAUCAAAGAAGAAAAGAAGAAGGGGAAGAAAAGAAGGGGAAGAAGAUCAAAACCCACCAUGCCCCAGGCUCAAUGGCGUGCUUAUGGAAGUGGAAGAGCCUGAAGUCUUGCAGGACUCACUGGGUAGAUGUUAUUCGACUCCAUCAAUGUACUUUGAACUACCUGACUCAUUCCAGCACUACAGCAGUGUGUUUUACUCAUUUGAGGAACAGCACAUCAGCUUCGCCCUUGACAUGGACAAUAGGUUUUUUACUUUAACAGUGACAAGACUCCACCUGGUCUUCCAGAUGGGAGUCAUAUUCCCACAGUAAGCAGCCCUUACUCAGCCGAGAGAUGUCAUUCCUGCAGGCAGGACCUAUAGGCACAUGAAGAUUUGAAUGAAAGUAUAGUUCCAUUUGGAAGCCCAGACAUAGGAUGGGUCAGUGGGCAUGGCUCUAUGCCUAUUCUCAGACCAUGCCAGUGGCAACCUGUGCUCAGUCUGAAGACAAUGGACCCACGUUAGGUGUGACACAUUCACAUAACUGUGCAGCGCAUGCCGGGAGUGAUCAGUCCGACAUUUUAAUUUGAACCACGUAUCUCUGGGUAGCUACAAAAUUCCUCAGGGAUUUCAUUUUGCAGGCAUGUCUCUGAGCUUCUAUACCUGCUCAAAGUCAGUGUCAUCUUUGUGUUUAGCUCAUCCAAAGGUGUUACCCUGGUUUCAAUGAACCUAACCUCAUUCUUUGUGUCUUCAGUGUUGGCUUGUUUUAGCUGAUCCAUCUGUAACACAGGAGGGAUCCUUGGCUGAGGAUUGUAUUUCAGAACCACCAACUGCUCUUGACAAUUGUUAACCCGCUAGGCUCCUUUGGUUAGAGAAGCCACAGUCCUUCAGCCUCCAAUUGGUGUCAGUACUUAGGAAGACCACAGCUAGAUGGACAAACAGCAUUGGGAGGCCUUUGCCUUGCUCCUCUCAAUUCCAUCUUGCAGAGAACAGGAGUCAGGAGGUCCGCUGGCAGGAGACAGCAUGUCACCCAGGACUCUGCCUGUGCAGAAUAUGAACAAUGCUAUGUUCUUGCAGAAAACGCUUAGCCUGAGUUUCAUAGGAGGUAAUCACCAGACAACUGCAGAAUGUAGAACACUGAGCAGGACAACUGACCUGUCUCCUUCACAUAGUCCAUAUCACCACAAAUCACACAACAAAAAGGAGAAGAGAUAUUUUGGGUUCAAAAAAAGCAAAAAGAUAAUGUAGCCGCAUUUCUUUAGUUUUUUGAACCCCAAAUAUUUCCUCAUCUUUUUGUUGUCAUGGAUGGUGGUGACAUGGACUUGUUUAUAGAGGACAGGUCAGCUGUCUGGCUCAAUGAUCUACAUUCUGAAGUUGUCUGAAAAUGUCUUCAUGAUUAAAUUCAGCCUAAACGUUUUGCCGGGAACACUGCAGAGACAAUGCUGUGAGUUUCCAACCUCAGCCCAUCUGCGGGCAGAGAAGGUCUAGUUUGUCCAUCACCAUUAUGAUAUCAGGACUGGUUACUUGGUUAAGGAGGGGUCUAGGAGAUCUGUCCCUUUUAGAGACACCUUACUUAUGAAGUACUUGGGAAAGCGGUUUUCAAGAGUAUAAAUAUCCUGUAUUCUAAUGAUCAUCCUCUAAACAUUUUAUCAUUUAUUAAUCAUCCCUGCCUGUGUCUAUUAUGAUAUUCAUAUCUCUACACUGGAAAUUUUGGGUCUCAAGUUUUACUGUGCCUUUGUUUUUACUAGUGUCUGCUGUUGCAAAAAGAAGAAAACAUUCUCUGCCUGAGUUUUAAUUUUUGUCCGAAGUUAAUUUUAAUCUAUACAAUUAAAACCUUUUGCCUAUCA
This is a messenger RNA of Gorilla gorilla gorilla (western lowland gorilla), 9492 nucleotides long. RefSeq names its product neuroblastoma breakpoint family member 10. The coding region runs from base 2901 to 7979 and encodes 1692 amino acids. The transcript has 40 exons. The record is from RefSeq and is a predicted model, not a curated record. NCBI's taxonomy places the organism in Eukaryota, Metazoa, Chordata, Mammalia, Primates, Hominidae.